This is a messenger RNA of Schistocerca cancellata (South American locust), 1681 nucleotides long. RefSeq names its product CD151 antigen. Bases 113 to 787 code for a protein of 224 amino acids. The transcript is spliced from 8 exons. Gene Ontology annotation, cellular component: membrane. Lineage: Eukaryota; Metazoa; Arthropoda; Insecta; Orthoptera; Acrididae. The record is from RefSeq and is a predicted model, not a curated record.
CGUCCGACAGCGUCGCAGGCAAGUCCAGUCACUGCUCCGAGCGCGCCGUCACUCCGACAAAGAUUUUAGAGAGAUCCCGCUCGAACUGAAACCGCAGCACAUCUAAAGAACAAUGGGCUUUGGCAGGGAGAUGGAUGGCUGUGGCCAAUGUAUGAAGUACAGCAUGUUUGUGGCUAACUUCAUAAUAUUUAUUGGUGGUUUGGUUGUUUUGGGAAUUGGAAUAUGGACACUGGUUGACAAAUCCUAUGUUAAUGAGCUUCUCGGAACUGAUUUGUUCAUGGGAGCUGUCUAUAUACUAAUAGUAACUGGUGCUAUUGUGUCCUUAAUAGCAUUUCUUGGCUGUCUUGGAGCGGUAAAGGAAGUCCGUUGCAUGUUGCUCAUGUACUUCAUUAUAGUGUUCCUGAUAUUCAUUACAAUGCUUAUUGGAGGAAUUCUAGGAUAUGUUUUCCGUGAAAAAGUUAAAACUACAAUGUACAAAGAAAUGGAAAGUUCAAUUAGGAGGUACCAUGAGAAUCAAGAAGUGCGAAGGGCUUGGGACAACACUCAGAUUAAUCUGAAAUGUUGCGGAAUCCAAGACCACAGCAGCUGGGGAGAUGAACUGCCAAAUAGUUGCUGCAAAGUAAAGACAAGUACUUUCUGCAACCCAUGGGAAUCUGGCUGCCUUGAAAAAGCUGAAAAAUUUGUGCAAGAUCAUGCAACUGUGAUUGGUGGUGCUGGUAUAGGUGUAGCAUGCAUCAUGUUGCUGGGGAUGAUUUUCUCAUGUGCACUGUUUAUGAUGAUUGAAUAAAACCCCACUUCUAAAUCAGUGUUCAUGAUCGGAACACAGAUGUGUGUUGUGUAAAGGGAGUUUAAUUAAAUCGGAGAACUUAACCAGAGAGUGUGUUCCUGUAAAUAUCUGUAGCUACGAAUGCUACAGAAAAAAUGUAAAGGAUGUUUAACUUCAUGCCAGACAUGAAAUUUAUAGUGGAAUUGUCAUCUGUUAAGAAAAAGUGAUGGUUUUACAAGACAGUGAAGUGUCCUGUAAGCUUAAGACCAGUGAUUUUCAUCUUAAUAUAAACAACACGCACAAAUUUAAAUAUUGCUUUGUACAUAUUCAUAUAUAUGAAUUGUGGACUGCUGUAGUGUGUCAGUAUUAAUCUCUGUAUACAAAAUAUGGCUUUUCAUACUACUUUACACCAACAUUCCUUUAUGAAUCUGUGUUUAGAAAUAUUCUACAAGAAUUUAAUUUAUUGUUAAAAAUGUUAAUUAUACUGGCAGAGUGCUCUUGCCAGUUUGCAGUUACUUCAAUUCUCUUUAACUCUAUUGUCUGCACAUCAUCACACUCAUUUUCUAGACAUUUAGAAUAAUUCUUGUGUAAAAUCACUAUUAUUUCAUUUUGCAAGAAGGUAACUAUUACCGACAUUCAUUAUGUGGGUAUAGAAAAGCACCAACCUUACUUACUCUUCAUUUUAUGUCAGUGGCAAAACAUAUUUAGUUAUUGGCACAUUGUCUAUAAGGAGCUAUUACCUCUUUCAUGUUAAAGUUGAAUUUUCACUUUAGAAAGUGAACAUUCUGUUUGUGAAGUGGAUUAUUUUGAUAGUGCUUCACUACUGCAAAAAUAGGAAGCGUGGGUGAUAGCACGGAUAGUAAAGCACAAUGUCACAUUUGAUUUCUCAAUAACUGUGUGUGUGUGUGUGUGUGU